AUGGAGCUUCUCCAUUGCCCCACAAUCUCAUCAUACUCUCCCAAAUUCAUCCACAAUUCCGUCACCUUACUCGUAAAUCAAUCACAGUGUAGUACCAAUUGGCUCAAGCCUUCGAUUAAUUCGAGUAAAAAAAGAAGCUCUCCGGUUUUGGUGAUCAAUGCGGCCGGCGGUGGCGACGGAGGCGUCGAGACUGCGACGGAGACGGUGGAGAAGCCUACAGCGAAACCACGUGCUUUUGAAGUUUUUGAUGGAUAUCCGUUGCCUUUCGGUGCUACUGCCAGAGAUGGUGGAGUCAAUUUCUCAAUUGUUUCUGGAAAUGCCACUUCCGCUACUCUCUGCUUGAUUAGCCGAAACGAUUUGCCUGAGAAGAGAGUGACUGAGCAAAUAUUUUUGGAUCCACUGACUAAUAGGACUGGAGACGUGUGGCAUGUAUUUUUGAAGGGAGAUUUCCAGGAUAUGCUUUAUGGGUACAAAUUGGACGGCAAGUUUUCUCCUGAGGAAGGACAUUACUUUGACUCUUCUAAAAUAUUACUGGAUCCUUAUGCCAAGGGUGUAAUAAGCAGAGAGGAGUUUGGUGUUCUGGAACGUGAGGAUGAAUGUUGGUCUCCAAUGGCUGGGCUUGUGCCUUCUGAUGUUGAUCAGUUUGACUGGGAAGGUGAUUUACCUUUGAAGUUUUCACAGAGGGAUCUAAUAAUCUAUGAAAUGCAUGUUCGUGGAUUCACAAAGCAUGAGUCAAGCAGAGUGGACAGUCCUGGCACUUACCUUGGUGUCAUUGAAAAACUUGAUUAUUUGAAGGAGCUUGGUAUCAAUUGUAUAGAGUUGAUGCCAUGCAAUGAAUUCAAUGAGCUGGAAUACUACAGCUAUAAUUCUUUCUUAGGCGACUAUAAGGUGAACUUCUGGGGAUAUUCUACUGUUAACUUUUUUUCACCAAUGAAAAGAUACUCAUCAGCUGGUGCUGAUGCUAUCAAGGAAUUCAAAACUCUUGUUAGAGAAGCUCAUAAACGAGGAAUUGAGGUGAUCAUGGAUGUCGUUUUCAACCACACCGCCGAAGGGAACGAGAAUGGUCCAAUAAUAUCAUUUAGAGGUGUGGAUAACAGUGUAUUCUAUAUGCUGGCGCCAAAGGGGGAGUUCUAUAAUUACUCAGGUUGUGGAAAUACAUUCAACUGCAAUCAUCCUCUUGUUCGUCAGUUUAUCUUGGAUUGCCUGAGAUACUGGGUCACAGAAAUCCAUGUGGAUGGCUUUCGCUUUGAUCUUGCUUCGAUCCUGACACGUAGUAGCAGCCUCUGGGAUGCAUCCAAUGCGUAUGGAAAGUUAGUAGAAGGCGACAACAUGACGACUGGUACUCCCCUUAGUACACCACCAUUGAUUGAUUUGAUUAGCAAUGAUCCAGUGUUGCGUGGAACAAAGCUUAUAGCCGAAGCAUGGGACUGUGGAGGCCUUUACCAAGUGGGAAACUUUCCUCAUUGGGGCCUUUGGUCGGAGUGGAAUGGGAAGUACCGUGACAUUGUACGGCAGUUCAUUAAAGGUACUAAUGGGUUCUCUGGGGCUUUUGCUGAAUGUCUAUGUGGGAGCCCUAACUUAUAUCAGGAAGGUGGAAGGAAACCCUGGAACAGUAUCAAUUUUGUCUGUGCACAUGAUGGCUUUACUUUGGCUGAUUUAGUAACAUAUAAUAACAAAAACAACUUGGCGAAUGGAGAAGAUAAUAAAGAUGGGGAAAAUCAUAAUAACAGUUGGAACUGCGGUCAGGAAGGAGAGUUUGCUAGUAUUUCUGUGAAGAAAUUAAGGACAAGGCAAAUGCGGAAUUUCUUUCUUUGUCUCAUGGUUUCCCAAGGUGUUCCCAUGUUCUAUAUGGGGGAUGAGUAUGGCCAUACAAAAGGAGGAAACAACAACACCUACUGCCAUGACAACUAUAUCAAUUACUUCCGUUGGGAUAAGAAGGAAGAAUCCUCAUCAGAUUUCCUGAGAUUUUGCUGCCUCAUGACUAAGUUUCGCCAUGAAUGUGAGUCUCUAGGCUUAAAUGACUUUCCAACGGCAGAGAGGUUGCAAUGGCAUGGUCAUGCUCCUGGAGUGCCAGAUUGGUCAGAAAUGAGCCGAUUUGUUGCUUUUACUCUGACUGACUCGAUCAAGGGAGAACUCUAUGUCGCCUUCAACGCGAGCCAUUUGCCUGUCACCAUUACGUUGCCAGAAAGGCCCGGGUACAGGUGGGAACCCUUGGUGGAUACUGCAAAACCUGCACCAUUUGACUUCAUCUCCUCUGAUCUUCCUGAGAGAGAGAUUGCAAUCAAACAGUAUUCUCAUUUCCUCGAUGCCAAACUCUACCCAAUGCUUAGUUACUCUUCCAUAAUUUUGUUACUAUCUCCAGAUUCUACUGUAUAA
Molecule: messenger RNA, 2376 nt
Organism: Oldenlandia corymbosa var. corymbosa
Lineage: Eukaryota; Viridiplantae; Streptophyta; Magnoliopsida; Gentianales; Rubiaceae
Source: the annotation of a GenBank genome assembly